Messenger RNA from Glycine soja, 462 nucleotides. RefSeq lists its product as uncharacterized. Bases 1 to 462 code for a protein of 153 amino acids. NCBI's taxonomy places the organism in Eukaryota, Viridiplantae, Streptophyta, Magnoliopsida, Fabales, Fabaceae. The transcript has a single exon. The record is from RefSeq and is a predicted model, not a curated record.
AUGGUUUAUGGCAAAUCUUGCCACCUAAUUAUGGAAAUGAAACACGAAGCAUACUGGGCUCUGAAAUUCCUUAAUUUUGAUGAGUCCUUAGCAGGAGAAAAAAGCAAGUUGCAACUCUUGGAACUAGAAGAAAUGAGGAUGAAUGCCUACGAGUCUUCAAGAUUGUACAAAGAAAAAGUGAAGGCCUAUCAUGAUAAGAAGCUGCUCAAAAAGGAGUUCAAGCCAGGACAGCAAGUGUUGAUGUUCAAUUCAAGAUUGAAAUUAUUUCCAGGCAAGUUGAAGUCUAAAUGGUUUGGACCCUUCAUCAUCAAAGAUGUCAAGUCCUACGGGGUUGUGGAAUUACUUGAUCCUCAAUCAGAAACUCUAGAAAAAAUAUGGAUAGUAAAUGGUCAGAGAUUAAAGCAGUACCAUGGAGGGAAUAUUGAGAGGUUAAACACCCUCAUGCAUUUACAAGACAUAUGA